AGCGAGAGAGAGAGAAAGAGAGAGAGAGAGAGAGAGAGAGAGAGAGAGAGAGAGAGAGAGAACGAGGGAGUGGGCGAACAAGGGGGAGCGAACCUGGCCCUUUAAAUUGCACAUCUUUUCGGAGAGGGGAAAACGCAUUGAGUGAGAACUUUGAAGAGCCUUCAUUGAACUGGCUGUCUGCUGUCUCACAGGAGCUGUUUCUGACGGAGAACUGGACGAAGCAUUUUCUCUUUGGCUUGGUGUGUGAACCAAUGGCAGAGAAUGUCGACGACUAAUAACAUCGCACAGGCCCGGAAGCUGGUAGAGCAGCUGCGGAUCGAGGCUGGGAUCGAGCGCAUCAAGGUGUCGAAGGCGGCGGCGGACCUGAUGAACUACUGCGAGCAACACGCCCGCAACGACCCCCUCCUGGUGGGCGUGCCGGCGUCCGAGAACCCCUUCAAGGACAAAAAGCCCUGCAUCAUCCUAUAGCUUCGCCCCGGACACGGCCCCUGCCCGCCCCUCCCUCUGACUCCGCCCCGGCAACAGGCUCUGGGGCGUGACUAGUCAAACACUACUUUUGACCUGAAAUGAAAUGUAACUUCGCUCAAUGCUCUGGACAACUCAACAAUUUUACUGUGAAGGGAAAAAAUCGAGCCGACGCCAACGUCGGCCCUCUAUACGAACCCGAGGUGUGUGCGUGUGCACGCGUAUGGAAAUAUGCGUACAUAUAGACGCGUGUGUGUGUGCGCAUAUAUCCAUAUGUGUAUAUACGCUUUAUAUACGGGGGAAGGACAAAAUAAACUAGGCCUAUUAAUGACGAUGGUGCGUCAAAAAGAGACGUAGGGAUUUGUAACGUAUUGAGAAAUCCAGACACAGUGAGCAUUAAAAUUCAAGGGGAGCCAAAGUCAAUGGUGACUGGGGUGGUAUGGUAUAGACAUUUAGAUUAGGUUAUUUUAGACUGGCUGGCUAGCAGUCAGUUUGUGGGAUUGGUUGCGCUUUAUUUGUUCAUUUCUCUCUCUCUCUUUCUCUCUCUUAUUCUCUCUUACUCUCUCUUAUUCUCUUUUACUCUCUCUUGCUCUCUUUCUUUCUCUUACCUUGAAAGUGGCUUUAUUAUUUGUGGAAGUGUAUUGCCAAAAUCGACAGACAUAUCCUGCUAUUACUUUUUCCUUUUUUAAGUGAAGACAUAAAAAAUUACAUUUGUGUAUAAUGCCUGAGCAUUUUUAGGCACACUCACAGACAGUUCUCAGAAGUAUUCUCUUUUAUCCGUGGAUUUGGAUCUUGCUAUACCGAUAAUCCAUAUUUUUGUGGCGUUACAUAUGCUAUUCAUAGGAGUUUAUAUAUAGUGGAGAAAUGUAUUCGUAAUGUACUCCCUCACACUCCUACUGAAGAGGUCCUUUGAUCUGCGGUGGGAGCCGAUCCACUUCCUGUGCCAAAGCGAGCGCAUCACUGCACCCUGAAGGAGGGGGUGGCUCCUCUCCGGUCUCUGGCCAGAGAAAUUAAAGCGCUCACCUACGUCCGAUACGGACUGUAGCUGGAGUGCGGCCAUUUUGCUGCGUCUUGCCUCCCUCCUUGUCCUCUCCCUCCCAUUGGCUACGCUCACCCAACUCAGCGUUCGUUUCACUCACCCUGUUCCGAUAUCUCAGCGUUUCACUCACCCUGCUCAGAUAUCUCAGUGUUUCAUUCACCCUGCUCAGAUAUCUCAGUGUUUCAUUCACCCUGCUCAGAUAUCUCAGUGUUUCACUCCCCCUGCUCAGAUAUCUCAGCGUUUCACUCACCCUGCUCCGAUAUCUCAGAGUUUCACUCACCCUGCUCAGAUAUCUCAGCGUUUCACUCACCCUGCUCAGAUAUCUCAGUGUUUCAUUCACCCUGCUCAGAUAUCUCAGUGUUUCAUUCACCCUGCUCAGAUAUCUCAGUGUUUCACUCCCCCUGCUCAGAUAUCUCAGCGUUUCACUCACCCUGCUCCGAUAUCUCAGAGUUUCACUCACCCUGCUCAGAUAUCUCAGUGUUUCACUCCCCCUGCUCAGAUAUCUCACUGUUUCACUUGGUCACCCUGCUCAGAUAUCUCAGUGUUUCACUCACCCUGCUCAGAUAUCUCAGUGUUUCACUCACCCUGCUCAGAUAUCUCAGCAUUUCACACACCCUGCUCAGAUAUCUCAGUGUUUCAUACAGUGUGUGUGGUCAGCGUGACCCUUCGAGUUAAGAGGUCGCCCCCACCACGGCGGACAUUUUGUAUUCCCUCCGCACCACACACUCAGUGUUAAGCCUGUGUGCGGCAAUGGACGGAGGUGAACAUUGCCCCUUCUUGCAGAUUACCUCAUCCUGGAUCUGGAAAAGGCCCAUUUCCACUGCCUGCUGUAUGUGAACUCUCGACAAGCGGUGUUUGCUGAGGGACUCGGAUGACUAGUUAUACAGUGAUGACAUCACAGCAUUCACUAGCCCAUGUGCGAUUGUGUCUGGCCUGUCUUGCAGAAUGGUAGCCAUUCAUGAUAUCCUCGAUGCCGCAACUUGUGGUGCUAGCCUGGAGGGAAGUGGGACAUGGAAGGCCCAGAGUAAUCGGAAAGACGUUGUUCGUGGUGACGGAUUGCAUAUCCAGACCACUCUGUCACAUUCGUCUGAUAUAUUAAAAGCUUGUUUCCCUCAAGCAGCGUAGGCAAUGUUACCGCAAUAGUUAUUGACACCUGUGCCAAUUAAAAACGUUCCACAGAAUUUGACGGUUCGAUAGAUUUGAUCAAUUGUAGUCGUUAACCAAGCACUAAUGCAAAGUGUUAGAAGUAUAGCCCUUUUUUGUCCGUAACGCUCAGUACCUUAACUCUGCGUGAUACAGCAUACUGUUACAUGUCUGAGUGCAUUUAAGUUCGUGUGAUGUCAUGCGUUGCAGCCGUGAUCGUGUUUGACUGUAAGACCUGGCAGCGGUUCAGCUAGCCUCACCUCACCGGAGUCCCGUCGGGGAGCAGGAAUGUGAUGUAGUACACGGAGAGGAAUGUGGAUGGAGGACUCACUCGUCAUUAAAUGCAUCGAUUCAACCCACACAGUUUCAGUUUUCACUUUCAGCUGUGUUUCAUGCGCACGGAGACCCGUGUUAUCAUUCUGUUCGUGUCCAGAAAAAGGUAAUAGCAGGAUUGUGAAUCGUAAAAGAAAAAUGCCAAAAAACUAAAUUAAUCUUUAAAAAAAUUAUAAUAAAUGGAUGAAAAUAAAUGAAAAUGUACAAACGAAAGAACACAAAAAAGGCUGAGACAAGUAUCAGUAACUGUAAUGUCCUGUACGUAUUAUUAGAGAUAAUAACAAAACAUCCACCCCUGAGAGAAAUUCUACGGCAGUGCCGAAUCCAGCUCCGACCCACGAGACCUGCAGAAACGACCCGCCCUUGGUGUGAGAGUCGAUGAGCAGGGUGGAGGCAGCCGAGCGACCCGUCGCUGAUGGAGAAACCAGGCCAGAGCUUGGGAGGUCGAGCUGUUCCACGCUAUGUUGCACAUAUUUGGGUUACUGUAGCAAUUACACUGUAGCAACCGAGGGCCCAGAAACUCAGUUUUCGCUUGGGCAAAGGAAAUUGACGGUUAUAUCCAUGGCUAUUUUGGUGACAAGAGGGGGGUCAACAGUCUUAUACGACAAGCCAGACUCCAGUCUGUGCUCAUCCUUAUUUUAGCCUGCCGUUUCCCUGGAAAAUAAGGUUUGAUUGUAAAAAUAAAUAUGGAACAGCAUGUAGAUUAUUUUAACAUGCCAUAAAAAAAAAAGAAAAUAACUUAAACCAGCCAUUUUAUUAUGUCUGUUUCGUUUUCUUAUUUGCGUUGGCUCUCGGAUAUCUCUGGUUGUUAACUGUACAGUAUUUGUCAAAUAUUUAGGAGAAACCACGUUCUUACGGCUCUACAGAAAAAGUGCUUCACUGCUUAACUUCACUUGUGAAUGGCUUUUUAUAUAUAAAAUCAAAACUCAAAAAAGGUUCAAAAAAAACAAAAACAAAAAAACAAGGUCCGGAUUCCAUUAAAUGAGAUGGUUUGCUUUUUAAUUGUUGUGGCGGUUAAUGGUAUAUGAAUGUCUUUUCAGUUCUUUAAAAAAAAAACGUAUUUCUUUCGCUUCAUUCAGUUGAGGGUUGGAACAUUGCGAGGUGAGUUAUUGGUGUUAUUCCGACUGUUGGCCGGCUGUACACGGCGUGUUCAGGACAGAACGGCCUCGGGCCAGACUGGGCUGCAGUGGAGCGUGUGGAGACCCAGGUGAUAAGUCAUUACCUGCGAGAGAAAUGCCCGGGCUGCUGCUGCUGCUAGACUGUCGUAAAGGAGCCGUUGUAUUUCUCACUGUACGCGGGUGUUCAGGUUCACUGCGUUCAGUGGUGGCGCCGGGUGGAUAGUGUUCGGGACCGCGGCGUUCGGUCGCCGGCGUUCAGCGCGUCGGUAUCGUGCGGGAGCACGGCUCCGGUUUGGGAUCGGAUCAAGAGCUCCGAGCACGGUCGCUCGGUCCUAAUGAUACCCUGCGCAAACUGAAAAUAGCCCCCGUCCCUGCCGGUAAUCCCGGCACGGAGAUUAGAAGCCGUUUCUGGGAAUACGUAGGCAGUUAAAUUGGGUUCAAGGAAUUCACAUCGAGGCGAACAAAAACCUUAAGAUUACAGUCGGAAAGGCCAAACACUCCGCUUUAUGCAACAGGCAUGUGAUUGGUUUAGUCAUUUGAGUGUCACAUGAUGGGGAAUUCUGGGAGCAGGCCCACACAGAGAAGUACUGUGUGUGUGUGUGUGUGUGUGUGUGUGUGUGUGUCUGUGUGUGUGUGUGUGUGUGGGUGUGUUUGUCUGUGUGCACUGUGUGUCUGUGUGUCUGUGUGUGUGUGUGUGUGUGUGUGUGUGUGGGUGUGUUUGUCUGUGUGCACUGUGCAGGGCUUGGGGUGCAGAGCAGACACUGAGAAGCGGGGUAAUGUGGCAGAUGACUCGUGUGUCGUAAUCGUAACCCGACAGCAAACGGCGCAGAUAAAGCUCUCGUGAGGUUCCUCUUCUGUGCGUUACGAGCGGAAAACAAGUCGACAGAGACCAGUGUGAGAACUGAGAGGCGUUUUCGGCAGAGGAACAAAAAGGCUGUUUGAUUCGGCGCCCCUGGUAACCGCCCGCCCCUUCACAGGAAGUCGGGGCGAGUGGCUGGCCGGCCCCUCCCCCGCGGAUGAUUAAGCGGGGUGAGAAGUCACGGGGUGCUUCGUCAGACUCGGGGGGGGGAGGGACGGACGGAGGGACGGAGGGCACUCCGCACACCUCUUCACGUCUGAGGAGAGAGAGGUCAGGGAGUCAGGGAGGUGUUAGAAGGACAGAGCGGAUUGGGGCUCUUCUGCGAUCGCGACUACAAGGCUGACCGUCCCCCGCCCCCUUUCAGCUGAGGCCAGCUCCGUGCUGAAUAGCGCACGUGUGGCUCUGACCUCGUUUCCAGACCGUGUCCCGGUGACCGUGUCCCAGUGACCUCACCCAUAGGCCUUCAGGCUGGAGGCUGCGCUGUCGAUGAGCUUUGGACCAAAGCCAAACCCUCUGUCCUGCAGACGGUUGUGCACUUCUGACAGACUGCAGUGCGUCCGAUAUGUGAGGUAGGGGUCCUUACUGCUGGCCCUGGAGAGCCGCAGGGUGUGCUGGGGUCCUCACUCCUGGUGCUGGAGAGCCGCAGGGUGUGCUGGGGUCCUCACUGCUGGUCCUGGAGAGCCGCAGGGUGUGCUGGGGUCCUCACUCCUGGCCCUGGAGAGCCGCAGGGUGUGCUGGCUUUCAUUGUUACUCUUGCACUUAAUUGAUCAACUUGCACACUCGCCUCACCUGCUUUCUUGGGUCUGAAUCAGUUGCUGAAAUUUAGGCUAAAACUAAAAUCCCUUCUCUAGGGCUUGGGCACGGUGAGCUCUGGUAAUGGAGCGUUUCAUUUUGGGGCACAGUGGCUCUUUUAAAACCCUUAAUCCAGUGCUGAUUCACAUCGCAGUGACGGUUUAUGGACACGGCUUAAAAUCCGACUUGUGAGCAGAGGCCCAUGUGUGUGACUGCAGUCCGUGUGAAACUCAUUCACCUCCCAGCGAUUCUGGUAAGGGAAGUAUCACCUUCCACACACCCUGACAAGAGACGAGGAGUCCAGAACUCGCCUUCAGUUCUUCUGUGCGCUCCCUCCACAAAUGAUUAUAUAACAUUUUAACAGUGUUUCUUCUUCGCUGUUUCUGUUAAUCCCAUAGGAUUAUGGCAGCAGAAGAUCCUAUGCAUCGCUUGGUUUUAUUAUGCAGUUUCUCAUGUUGAUACUUCCCGUGGGGCUUGGGAUGAGGAGUCGGGUUACUUACAGCAUGUAGGGCAGUCUGUAGCGUAGUGGUUAAGGUAAAGGACUGGGACCCGCAAGGUCGGUGGUCCGAUGCCCGGUGUAGCCACAAUAAGAUCCGAACAGCCAUUGGGCCCCUGAGCAAGGCCCUUAACCCUGCAUUGCUCCAGGGGAGGAUUGUCUCCUGCUUGGUCUAAUCUACUGUAAGUCGCUUUGGAUAAAAGCGUCAGCCAAAUGACACGUAAAAAACAGAGAUGGUGCUGAAGAUCUGCACCAUGUUCACAGACACUUUCACCACGGUAGUUCAGCUUCAACUAGUCAGGAGCCCCAUGAUAUUACUCACAUCCCUAUUUAUACUGCGAGGGGGAGAGCGAGGGGUACUGUAGUAGUAGAGGGAGUCACUUCGGAGAGUCCAACCCUAACCUGAAUCGUAGGUUUUCUAUUGAAUAAAAAUGUUUUUUUUUGUUGGUGUUGUUGUUCUCGUUGUUGUUGUUUUCUUAACAUUUGUUCAUAAUUUCCAUUGUAUGUACAUGUAUUUAAUCUUUUUGCCUUGAAUGAUAAUUACGAGAAAAAAAAAAAUGAAGAAAUAACAAGUCUAUAUAUUUUUUGUAAUGGUUCUUCUCUGAUGUGCCAUAGCCCAUGUUUUCCUGCACACUGUUUUAAUAUUUUGUGGAUAUUGCUGUUAAAAAAAAAUGAUAACAAAACAUAGAUAUGAUUAAUAAAAAGGAGAACAACCUGA
Conger conger (European conger) is the source of this 6963-nucleotide messenger RNA. It is a transcript of the gene gng7, whose product is annotated as guanine nucleotide binding protein (G protein), gamma 7. NCBI's taxonomy places the organism in Eukaryota, Metazoa, Chordata, Actinopteri, Anguilliformes, Congridae. The coding region runs from base 262 to 468 and encodes 68 amino acids. The record is from RefSeq and is a predicted model, not a curated record. Gene Ontology annotation, biological process: G protein-coupled receptor signaling pathway. Gene Ontology annotation, cellular component: heterotrimeric G-protein complex. The transcript is spliced from 5 exons. Gene Ontology annotation, molecular function: G-protein beta-subunit binding.